Tachysurus vachellii is the source of this 6077-nucleotide messenger RNA. It is a transcript of the gene frmd3, whose product is annotated as FERM domain containing 3. The record is from RefSeq and is a predicted model, not a curated record. The coding region runs from base 185 to 2017 and encodes 610 amino acids. Gene Ontology annotation, molecular function: cytoskeletal protein binding. The transcript is spliced from 14 exons. Gene Ontology annotation, cellular component: cytoskeleton. Lineage: Eukaryota; Metazoa; Chordata; Actinopteri; Siluriformes; Bagridae.
AGAGGAGGGAGGAUUUGCAGAUUUGCUCAAAGCAUCAUGAGCAGUGUUGGAGCAUCACAGCACGCACAUCGCUCCUGAACGCGAAUGUACUGUGAUCGUUACCGAGCGCGAAGCUUUUGCACGCGCUGUCUGUGCGCAUGAGAGGCGACGAGGCCCCGGUUUCCGGUAUGUAGGAUCCAGAGCCAUGAAAAUGCUGCGCCUCCGGAGCCCGAGCGUGUCUUCGCUCAGCCGGGAGAUCCACUGCACCGUGCGCCUGCUGGACGACUCGGAGAUCUCCUGCAGCAUCCAGAGAGACACAAAAGGUCAGUUCCUGCUGGAUCAUGUCUGUAACCACUACAGUCUGCUGGAGAAGGAUUACUUUGGCAUCAGAUAUGUGGACCCUGAGAAGCAGAGGCACUGGCUGGACCCCAGCAAACCCGUGGUCAGGCAGAUGAAAUGUCAGCAGCCAUACACCAUGUGCUUUCGGGUGAAGUUCUACCCCCAGGAACCCAUCAAGAUCAAGGAGGAACUGACGAGAUACCUGUUGUACCUGCAACUGAAGAGGGACCUGUACCAUGGCCGGCUCCUGUGUCCGCUCGCCGAUGCUGCUUAUCUUGGAGCUUGUAUAGUGCAGGCUGAACUCGGUGACUACGAUGUCGACGAGCACCCGGUUGACUACAUCAGUGACUUCAAAAUGUUUCCCAAACAAAGCCUCAAACUGGAGCGCAAGAUCCAAGAAAUCCACCAGAACGAGCUGAGGGGUCAGUGUCCAGCCCUGGCUGAGCUGAACCUGCUCCAGCGAGCUCACACACUGGACACGUAUGGCGUGGACCCUCAUCCCUGCAAGGACUUCACCGGGGCAACGGCAUUUCUCGGAUUCACUGCCCGAGGCUUUGUUGUUUUCCAAGGAAACAAGAGGAUCCACUUGCUAAAAUGGUCACAUGAUCCCGUCUUCUCUCCCAGGCCGGAUGUCAGCAGAUUUAAGUUUGAAGGGAAAACGUUCUACGUGAUUGGAGUACAGAGAGAGAAGAAAUUGGUUCUGACGUUCCACACUUCCACACCAGCAGCCUGUAAACACCUAUGGAAAUGUGGUGUAGAAAAUCAGGCAUUUUACAAAUGCGCAAAAUCGAGUCAGAUCAAGACCGUAUCCAGCAGCAAUAUAUUUUUCAAAGGGACUAGAUUUCGCUACAGCGGUCGUGUUGCUAAAGAGGUGAUUGAAGCCAGUUCAAAGAUCCAGAGAGAACCCCCUAUCUUUCACAGGUGUCAACUGGGUCAGAGCAGAAGCUUUAUCUCGCUCAGCCAUAAACACCUCAUAAUGAAUAUGGAACCUCUGCUUCCGGCACUCAGCUCAAACAGGGAAUACAGGGAGACCUCAGGCGACAGCGGUCUCCUGGUUUUGCAAGACUCGGUUCACUUGUCCCCAUUAAAGCCAUCCAUGCUGCCGGAAGACCCUGACCUGGAGGAGACGGAGUACGAAGCUCAAGAGACAGGACAGAAGGAAUCGUCCAUUUCUACCAAUGGACUGGAGGGAGAGUGGAGCAAGCAGGAGAUGGAGGAGGAUGAUGAAGACGGGUCUCAUGCCAUCUCAGAUACAGUGUACAGCCCAUGUUCAAGCAUGAUGCCCACACCGGUGGAGGAAACACAGGGUUGUGUGGACUUCCUGUACCAAAGCCCUGGGCGCUUGCUGAAGGAGCUCCAUGCCAGUCCAGAAAUGCAGGCAGAGCUUUGGGCUGAGCGGCAGGAAGAACUGACCCGAGAGGUUGCCCAUCAGUCACUGUGUAGCCAAUCAAAUGGCACGCCACAGAUCCAAGCGGUCCUCCACAGUGCUGCCCGGCUCAUAGCCGUGGCUUCAGUCCUGCUCCUUUUCCUAUUGGUCCUCUUGCUGGUUCUGCUGGAAUCCGACCUGGACGUUUCAUUCCUACAGGACAUCCGAGAGACGCCCGAGUUUGAGCAGUUCCACUAUGAGUACUACUGCCCGCUGCGCCGCUGGCUCUGCUACAAACUCGAGCUCCUGACAGAGCAACUGUGGGGAGACUAAUGCUUACAUCUAAGAGCAUAUGGCUGCAAGGCCCUCUAUCAGCAGGGAUGAACUAUUGGGACAUGCUGAUCAGGAAGGAAGGUUUGCUCUCGUACAUCAUGCCGUUUAUUUAUUUAACUUGGACCCUCAGGCUGGAUUCACCCUCAACUGUAACUGUAACAACUGUAACUGUAACUGUAACAAAGCCAUGAAUAGUAGAGGAGCUGCAAGUGCUGAGCUGCAACUCAAACACGUUCCAGGCAAGUUGCAGUGUUUUUGAGGUAGCAGUGAAUGAGUAGAAUAGAACUGUAGCUAAAAAAAACAAACUAACAAUAAAAAAAAAAAAACAGCAGCUAAUAUGUCUGCAGAAAGCUUCAAGAAGGGAUGCACCAAUUACAUUUCUUCAUUUCAUCAUCAAUCCAAUACUGAUAUCCGAGCCGUAAUUCUUGCUGAUAUUGAUUAGAUACUGAUAUUAUAGUAUAUGAGAUCCUGAAAUGCCUUUUUUUAAUACUCUGGUAAAUUCUCGAUCCUGAUUGGUCAGAAGCUGUAUAUAAAAGCAGCAGUUGUUCAUCUGGAAGGCAAACCCCAGGUUCUAAUCGUUUAGUAUAGUAGUCUAUAGUUACAGGUCAUUUACGAAGACUUUUAAUGUGAUUUUUCCACAUAAUUGGAUUAAAAAAAGUGUGUAUUGAUUUAGUAAAGGGGGGCACGGUGGCUUAGUGGUUAGCACGUUCGCCUCACACCUCCAGGGUCGGGGUUCGAUUCCCGCCUCCACCUUGUGUGUGUGGAGUUUGCAUGUUCUCCCCGUGCCUCGGGGGUUUCCUCCGGGUACUCCGGUUUCCUCCCCCGGUCCAAAGACAUGCAUGGUAGGCUGAUUGGCAUCUCUGGAAAAUUGUCCCUAGUGUGUGAUUGCGUGAGUGAAUGAGAGUGUGUGUGCCCUGCGAUGGGUUGGCACUCCGUCCAGGGUGUAUCCUGCCUUGAUGCCCGAUGACGCCUGAGAUAGGCACAGGCUCCCCGUGACCCGAGGUAGUUCGGAUAAGCGGUAGAAGAUGAAUGAAUGAAUGAUUUAGUAAAGUUUUCUGUGAUGAGACAUUUAUUGAAAUUGUUCAGAAGGAGUCUCCACUGUCAGCUCUUUGUCACAGUGUGAGUUUAACUUUAAGUGUCUUCAGGAUGGAGGGUUUGGCAGUAACACAACAAGCUACAUAUUUGUUUUUACUGUAGUCAAGAGAGCAAAAUAAAAGAGAGGUUAAUGAAGUUUACAGCUGCUAGAACGUAAGCGAUAACAGGAAGUGACUUGGAACUAAGUCUAAACAGAAACGAAAUAAAAGCUUUCCAUUAAAAAUGGUGAUCAUUUGCAAACUGCUUUGGUAUAAAAGGAAUAAAAUGGUGCGUGAAAUGCUGUUAUUGGAAAAUAAUAAACCUGGAGGAUGAUGAUAGUAUGCACCAAAUUCAUGUGCACAGAACUAAGAGGAAGGAUAGUGAAGGAGAGGAUUGUGAAGGUUGUGCAAUGUUAAAUACAUCUAAAACCUUUUGGAUGUUGUUUAAAUGGUUUAAAAAAAAAGUGGAAUUAAAACUGUGUGGGGUUUCAUUUGGUGUAGGAUUGGCUCAGGGGGCAACUUGGAGAGAAGUUUUUGGGUAAUGUUUCAAAUUUUAAGACUCAUGCUGCAUCUUAAUCUUAAUUAAAUACUAUAAACUAAACGUAUGUACUCAUUUGUGUAACAAAAGGGUAUGCAAGUACAGAUACACACUAACAUGUCAUGUAACAGAAGAGAUCACUGUUGCCUAGUUACACACACUGACACUCGUUGCAUUUUAGCCUUUUAACGUUCAUUAUUCCUUACACCAUGUAUAUUAUCUCAUUUUAUUUACCGUCCCGUCGAUUUAUACGAGCUGAAAAAGUGUCCACAGAUUCACACGUUUCCACCAGUAACCGAGCUUCAGCUCCAAUAUCAGCCUGAUACAGAUACUCAGUAUUGGAUUGGUGCAUCUCUUAUUUCGUGUUGUCAAUGAAGAUCAUUGUCUCAUGCAUUCUGAUCAUCUCAGCAUGGCAGGAUCCUGUUAAUUAAACCUCAGAUGUUCUAAUUAAUCCAGUAGCUACUAGUAUAAAAAUCCAUCUUAGGAUGAAUUAGCACAUUUCAUAUGCAGUUAAUUACUCUUCUGUAGCAAACACACCAACCCUCGUAUCGGAUCAUUUGGUUCGCUCUUUUAAGUUACUGUAAUAAUCAACAGUUUUGCUCAUAACAGACUCUCGAGACAAGCCUGAGACAAACCUUCCCUUCCUUGUUCCUCAAAGCCACAGCAUUUCAAUUCUUCAUUCUACAGUAAGGACAAAAGAGAUGUGAUAAACCUUCAAAUCUGUUUUUAGACAUUUUAUACAUUUUUAUGUCAAACGUACCUUUACUGCUAUUUUUCAGCAAAAGAAGAAAAAAAAAGAAAGAAAAAAAAAAAAGGACUGAGCUAUUUUAUUUAAAUAGACCUAAUCAGGCAAGGCGGUGGAAGAGAAGUAAAAAUAUUUUUCUGACUAUUAUGUGAUUUGCUGUGGACUUUUCUUAUACAGAACAGCACAAUAUUUAAAAAAAAACAAAAGAAGAAAAAAAAAAAAACUAUUUUCAGAUUUUUCAGAUUUCUGAUGUCAUUAGAAGAUAUUGCAUGGUGAAGAAUGAAAGGAUGUUUGUAGAGGACAAAAUAAAUAUCAGGUUACAAGAGGUCAAAGCCAGUCCAUAUGCCUUUAAGGUGUAUGUAGGAGGUAGAAUUAGUUCAAAGAUGGAUCACUAUACAUUAGAAUAAAAAAAAAAAAUCAGACUGAAAUACAGGGGUGGACAAAUCAUGUAUUCAUUUGUUCAAGAAAAAGCAUCACUGUGUUGCCUAGACCUUUGUUUCGAUUUGUAGCUGACUAAAAAGUGGUGGCUGAUGUAAUAUAAUUAGUUAGUUUGUGUGGUACAUAAUACUGUAUCUAUCCACUUUUUAAUGAAAGCUUGACAAAGAUCAAGUUCAACAAUAUUCUCUGGGUGGGCGGGAUGGAAUUGCUCUCACUUCCCUGUCAAUCACAUCGACACUAGCCAAUCAUGAGCGUCUGUAAUUUGGCCGGCUUCAUUUGUCACAGCUUGGAAUCUGGCUUGCGUGUUUUUUGUCUUAACUGAUGACAUUGUUCCUAAACAUUAGAAAAGAUGUAGAAAUUAUUCUACUAUUAACCGGAUUGUCCGAUGUACGUGGUACGGCGCAAUGCAAAAAAUGUGGAAGAUAGCAGGUGGAAAUUCCUUGAAUAUACAGUAGUCUCAUUUCGCUAGUAAAACGAUCUGCCAAUUGAAGACCAUUUAAAGCUUAAAAUGAGUAAAAGAAUAACCCAGACCUGAUAUCUGUUUAUCCUGAGUGCCCCGAGUACUGAUUUGUCCACUCCUGUUUAAGUCUAUCCAGUCCAAACUGGCUAAACAUCUUGGUCUCAAACACUCCAGUACAUUCUGCUCCAGAAGACAGUUUAUCCUUAAAAUAAAAAAAAAAUAUUAUUCAAAGAUUAAUGUAUAAAUAUUUCAGUUAGUCAUUCAAAUGUUGGAAACCUUGAUGUAAAGUGAUUCAAAAAUAGAGGAGAGAGUAGCACAAGGGCUAUAGACAUAUGGCAUCGUAAUAUCAUGCGAUAGAGAAGUGAUCGCGUGUACGUGUGAAACGUAUAGCGCUGAACGGCAUUCUCAGGACCGCACGAGACUUACUGAAAGAUCUGCACACAGCCUAGUGUAUACUUUAUCGCAGCAAACCUAAACAUGCACAUACACGUCGUGUUAAUGUAAGUAUCGUAUUCAUGGCUAUGUCAUUUACAGCUCAUCAGUGGUGGAUAAGCCAUUACGUACAUGUACAUAGAAAUACUUCGAGUAUUCUGCAUAUCACUUCAUAUUUAUUGUCACUAUAAGUGUAAAUGACCAGUUCUCCCGCAUAAAUUACUGUGACUAUAGAUGCUCUUUGGUUUCGUUCCUGAAUUCACGUGCUUGCAUUCAAACACCUUCGUUUUGCUAGUCGUGUAUCGAUUUACUGAGUUGACCGCAUGCUUCUGUCUGUAAAUACUGUGAACAAAAUACACACCAUUAUCAUUGAA